Molecule: messenger RNA, 3004 nt
Organism: Tarenaya hassleriana
Lineage: Eukaryota; Viridiplantae; Streptophyta; Magnoliopsida; Brassicales; Cleomaceae
Product: putative ribosome biogenesis ATPase nvl
Exons: 16
Coding region: 229-2724 (831 amino acids)
Cellular component (GO): mitochondrial outer membrane
Molecular function (GO): ATP hydrolysis activity; ATP binding
Source: RefSeq, a predicted model, not a curated record
CCCCACUCGUCAGCCCAUUUUCUCUCCGUCGUCCAAACAUUUCUAUUUACAACACAAAAAUCCCCAAAAAAAAACACCCAAAUUUUCUGUCUUUUGUUUUCUUCUCGCGGAAAGUUCAAUUUUUUUCCGGGUAAAUGUUGUGUUAGGUUCGUUGAAACCCACCCAGAACGCGUGAUUUGAAACCGGGUUUUGUUCUUCUGGUCUCUGGAUCUUCUGGGCUUGUCGAAAAUGGAGCAAAAGAGCGUGCUUUUGUCGGCGCUAGGCGUCGGGGUCGGGUUGGGAAUCGGGUUAGCUUCGGGUCAGAGUUUGGGAAAAUGGGCAAACGGGUCGGGUUAUCUGGUGGACGGUCCGGCCGUGGAGCAGAUUGAGCAAGAGUUAGUGAGACAGGUUGUUGAUGGGAGAGAGAGCAAAGUCACUUUUGACGAGUUUCCGUAUUUCCUAAGUGAGAGAACACGGGUUCUAUUGACAAGUGCAGCGUAUGUUCAUCUUAAGCAGUACGAUAUCUCGAAGCACACGCGGAAUCUUGCACCUGCAAGCAAGGCCAUUCUUCUGUCAGGACCUUCUGAGUUUUACCAGCAAAUGCUUGCUAGAGCUCUCGCUCAUUACUUCGAGUCAAAGCUUUUGCUUCUUGAUAUAACCGACUUCUCUGUCAAGAUACAGAGUAAAUAUGGGUGCACCAAGAAGGAACCUUCUCACAAGAGGUCUAUCUCCGAGAUGACAUUGGAAAAAAUGUCAUCUUUGAUGGGCUCCUUUUCGAUGUUGAAUCCACGGGAAGAAACAAGAGGAGCCUUGCGUAGGCAUACCAGUGGCAAUGAUCUUUGUUCAAGGAGCUUUGAGAGUUCUAGUAAACCUCCAAAGCACAAGAGAAAUGCCUCCACUGCUUCUGAUAUCAGCAGCAAAUCUUCUCGUUCUUCAGUCUCUGUUUCAGGUUCAAGUAAACGCGCUACAAACUUGUGUUUCGAUGAGAAACUUUUCCUGCAGUCUCUUUACAAGGUAUUGGUAUCAGUAUCAGAAUCCAAUUCGGUAAUACUAUACCUAAGGGACAUCGAGAAGCUUCUUGAGUCAGAAAGGUUCUACAAGUUGUUCCAGAGGCUUUUGACUAAGGUCUCUGGCCCUGUCUUGAUACUUGGGUCAAGGUUGUUGGAACCCGAAGAUGAUUGCCAGGAAGUUAGUGAGGAAAUCUCUGAUUUAUUUCCUUACAACAUCGAGAUCAGGACACCGGAAGAGGAAUCUCAACUUGUCAGCUGGAAAACCCGACUAGAAGAAGACAUGAAGAUGAUACAAUUUCAGGACAACAAGAACCACAUAGCCGAGGUUCUUGCAGCCAAUGAUCUUGAAUGCGAUGAUUUAGCUUCGAUAUGCCAUGCAGAUACCAUGGUUUUAAGCAACCACAUAGAGGAAAUCGUGGUUUCCGCUAUUUCUUAUCAUCUGAUGAACAACAAGGACCCCGAAUACCGAAACGGGAAGCUCAUCAUAUCCUCCAAGAGCUUGUCCCAUGGAUUGAGUCUCUUCCAGGAAGGCUACAGAGGUUUAGAGGACUCUUUGAAGCUCGACACAAAUACGGACUCUAAGGGAAAAGAUGGUGAAGGGACAAUAGGUUUAAAGAGUGAGUCAAAAUCGGAGACAGUUGCGCCUGAAAGCAGAACCGAGAUGGAAAAGUCACUUCCCUCGACCAAGAAGGACAAUGAAAAUCCCCUGCCUCCAAAAGCUCCCGAAGUUCCUCCUGAUAACGAGUUUGAGAAGCGAAUAAGGCCGGAGGUUAUCCCGGCAAGCGAGAUUGGCGUGACGUUUGCAGAUAUCGGUGCCUUAGAUGAAACCAAAGAAUCGCUUCAAGAACUUGUCAUGCUUCCUCUUCGUAGGCCCGACCUCUUCAAAGGUGGCCUCCUGAAACCCUGCAGAGGAAUUCUCCUUUUCGGACCACCUGGUACAGGAAAAACCAUGCUGGCAAAAGCCAUAGCAAACGAAGCCGGAGCAAGUUUCAUCAACGUCUCCAUGUCCACAAUAACCUCGAAAUGGUUUGGGGAAGACGAGAAGAACGUUAGAGCUUUGUUCACUCUGGCAGCAAAAGUCUCGCCCACGAUCAUUUUCGUGGAUGAAGUGGACAGCAUGCUGGGGCAAAGGACAAGGGUCGGAGAGCAUGAAGCUAUGAGGAAGAUUAAAAACGAGUUCAUGACACAUUGGGACGGGCUUAUGACAAAACCAGGUGAACGUAUCCUCGUUCUUGCAGCAACAAACAGGCCAUUUGAUCUCGAUGAAGCAAUCAUUAGGAGGUUUGAACGCAGAAUUAUGGUCGGUCUUCCGUCGGUAGAGAGCAGGGAGAAGAUCUUGAGAACCCUUCUCUCGAAGGAGAAAACAGAGAAUCUCGAUUUCCAGGAACUUGCACAGAUGACAGAAGGAUACAGCGGAAGCGAUCUCAAGGUUUGUUCAGCCUUAAUCUCAAUCAGAAAACUUUGCCAGCAGGAAAGAUUGAAAGAUCAGGAGAGGAAGAAGAAACAGGAAGCAGGAAAAGGCACUGAAGAGGCAUCGGAUUCGAAGGAAGAAACUUCAGAGGAGAGAGCCAUCACAUUGAGAUCUUUGAACAUGGAAGACAUGAGACAAGCUAAGAAUCAGGUUGCUGCAAGUUUUGCUGCAGAAGGAUCAGUGAUGAAUGAACUGAAGCAAUGGAACGAUCUGUACGGAGAAGGAGGUUCCAGGAAGAAGCAACAGCUCACGUACUUCCUCUAGUCCCCCCAGACAUACCGACCGAUCUCUCUCUCUAAAAUUUCCUCGGAAAAAUCGAAACUUGAGCGGUCUGAGAAAAUGCCCUUCAUGAGAUAUUGCAAACCCAGAAGCAAAACCCUAGAGAAAAACAUGUUUCUUAGUGUGCAAGAAAUCCAGUACUAAGAGUGUCGCCAUGGAAGUGUCUUCGUUAAAAAGACCGUUUGAUCUUGGGAGAAAAAAAAAACUGUCGUUUUUUUUUGGCGUCAAAGAGAGUCGUGAAUCGCUUGGUAGGCCAUUCCAUUUA